AUGGCCAACCGAAGGGUAGCGAAUUCGAUGCUCGUGUUCAGGAUCUUCAGCCUGCUCGCCCUGGCCGGUUCCGUGGCUCUGAUGGUCGCCAACCGCUUCACGGACAGCAACGGCCUCAAGACAACCUUCAAGAAUAUCAACAGUUACAGGUACGUGCUAGCGACCGCGGUGAUCGGGGCAGCUUACAUCAUAGUGCAGCUUCCCUUUGCAAUAUACUACGCCUGCACCGAGAAGAGGAUGUUUCGCAACGGGUGCUUGCCCGAAUUCGAUUUCUACGGUGAUAAGCUCAUAACCUUGCUCUUGGCCACGGGCAUCGGCGCAGGGUUUGCCAUCAGCUUCGAGUUAAAGAAAUACGUCCGCAACUUCUUCGAUGUCCUCGUCUCGUUCGAUAUCCCGAUUAACGACGACGACAAGUCGAAGUCGAUCAAAUUCCUCAACUGGGGAAUCAUCUCCACCGGAUUGUUGGCCCUGGGGUUGGUCUGCAUGGUCAUCGUCUCUGUACUCUCGUCCAUCAACCGCAACUCAUCCACCAGAGGUAGCUUCUUCAGAUGA
Messenger RNA from Rhodamnia argentea, 552 nucleotides. RefSeq names its product CASP-like protein 4D1. The record is from RefSeq and is a predicted model, not a curated record. The transcript has 3 exons. The coding region runs from base 1 to 552 and encodes 183 amino acids. NCBI's taxonomy places the organism in Eukaryota, Viridiplantae, Streptophyta, Magnoliopsida, Myrtales, Myrtaceae.